AUGGGAUACGCUGUCUUCGUCUCGGCUGUAAGAUUUUGCUGCUCUCGAGGGCAAACAGGAUGUGGGGGAGCACGCACCAAAGGGACGUCUCCUUAUGCUCGAAUCGAUUUUGCACGCUCGGUCAUGAUUUGCUCGCCGCCCGUACACACGGUCACAACCCUGCUCCGUCACAAGGAGUCGACAAAGCCGGCCAUUUUGACCGUGCGCAAAGGUAGAACGAUUAAACAGUGUCAAAUACAUAUGCCAAAGCAAAAUUGGACAUCCAUAUUGGACGUUCCUGAUGCGUCCCAAAUGUCGAGUGCAGUGGCGUACAUGCAGCAGCAACUAAAACUUCAUAAUUAG
This is a messenger RNA of Plasmopara halstedii, 342 nucleotides long. RefSeq lists its product as uncharacterized. The transcript has 2 exons. Lineage: Eukaryota; Oomycota; Peronosporomycetes; Peronosporales; Peronosporaceae. The record is from RefSeq and is a predicted model, not a curated record. The coding region runs from base 1 to 342 and encodes 113 amino acids.